Molecule: messenger RNA, 1287 nt
Organism: Alligator mississippiensis (American alligator)
Lineage: Eukaryota; Metazoa; Chordata; Crocodylia; Alligatoridae
Gene: TSLIG1
Product: zinc finger and BTB domain containing 8 opposite strand
Exons: 7
Coding region: 55-549 (164 amino acids)
Biological process (GO): tRNA splicing, via endonucleolytic cleavage and ligation
Cellular component (GO): tRNA-splicing ligase complex
Source: RefSeq, a predicted model, not a curated record
CGAAGAGGGGCUGUCUGAAUAAAGCAGGAAGCAGGUGCUGCAAGGCUGACAGUGAUGGCUGAUAAUUUCCGGGAUUACAACCUGAACCAGGAGCAGAAGGCUAUCAAAGCCAAGUACCCUCCACUCAAUAAGAAGUAUGAGUAUCUGGAUCACACGGCUGAUGUUCAGUUACAUGCCUGGGGAGAUACUUUGGAAGAAGCUUUUGAGCAGUGUGCUAUGGCCAUGUUUGGCUACAUAACAGAUACAGAGACUGUGGAGCCCUUGGAUACUGUAGAAGUGCAGACAGAAGGACAUGACAUGCUGUCUCUUCUUUAUAACUUCUUGAAUGAGUGGCUGUAUACAUUCAGCGCUGACCAGUUCUUCAUACCCAGGGAGGUGAAAGUGCUCUCCAUUGACCGAAUGAGUUUCAAAAUAAGAUCCAUUGGGUGGGGGGAAGAGUUCUCUCUACCCAAACAUCCUCAGGGUACUGAAGUCAAGGCAAUAACUUACUCUGCAAUGCAGAUCCAUGAAGACCAAAAGCCAGAAGUUUUUGUCAUCAUUGAUAUCUAAAAAAGAAGAAAAUGCUGCUGAAAUGCCUGGAAAAAUCAUUCUUAGCCAGCAAAGGUCCCACAAACUCUGCUACCUCCACAGAAAUAACUAAACGAUUGGCUAAAAUUGCUGAAUUGUACUGUUAAUGUUAUUUUACUGAAUGAGUCAGGGGAAUUAAGAAAUAUUCAGAUGUGUCUUGACUUUGAGGAACGGCAGACGAGUCUGGGAAUUGGAUGUCUAGACAAGAAACUAGUUUUAAGAAGCUUGCACAUCUCAAACUUGCAAGAGCAGCAUAAGGAGUUAAAAUUUCUCACUAGCACUGCUGUUGUGCAUUGAUUUUUAAAUUGGCAUUGGUACUGUGUCCUGGUGAACAUGGGUGAUCAGUAAGAAAUUAAUUACUUCUUAUCUUUAUUAGUCAAAAUAUUAUCUUGUUGCAAGCUGGCAGAAGACAGAGAAAAUUUGAUGUACACAUUUUCUUUGCCUUUAUUCUGAAGGACCUACCUCUCGUUGUGCUUCAUUGGUGCGCAUUUUAAUUUACUCAGGCUGAGGUGACAUUGUUCUUUUGCAUUAUUUAAUGCCUUUAAGAUCUCUGCCACUUGAGGUCUUUUUACGAAAAUUAUAAGUGCAUUGCAAUGAUUUUAAAGCAGCAAACGCCUUCAAAAAUAUCUGAAUGAUAUUAGAAAAGAUGCCACCAGGUGGUGCUAAAUCUCCAUAUAGUGCUAACUGAUAGUCUGACCUAAUAAAGCAGUAUCCAUGUGA